AUGAGAGCUAUAGUUUUUAUUACUUUCUUAGUUUGUACUUUAGCCGUUGCAUUAAACGAUAUCACUAAAGAUGCAUUGCAAAAAAAUUUAGAAUUUAGAGUAUAUUCAAAUAACAUUAGAUAUGCUUCAAAUCCUGAUAAAAGAUUACCUGGAGAAUUACCAUGGGAUGAAAGAAAAGAAGGUGCUAUAAAAGCGAUCCAAGAUGAAAUUAGCUCAUAUCCAAUUUUGAUCGGGAUUCAAGAAGCUCUUAAUAAUCAAUUAUUAGACAUAAUCAAUGGUUUAAAUCAAGUCUCAAAUAACUGGAGAUUUUAUGGAGUAGGUAGAGAUGAUGGUGAAACUGCCGGGGAAUAUUCAGCUAUUAUUUAUAAUUCAAAUGAUUGGAAUUUAUUAAAUGGUACUUAUAAAUGGUUGAGUCAAACUCCAGACGUUCCUUCAAAAUAUCCGGGAGCAGCAACUAAGAGAAUUGUAACUAUUGCAACUUUUGAACAUGUUCAAUCUGGAGUUAAAGUAAAUUUCUUGAAUACUCAUUUAGAUCAAAAAUCUCAAGAGGCUAGAGAGUUUAGUACUGAAUUAAUUAGUUCAUAUAUUGAAUCAAUUCCAAAUGAUUAUCCUACCUUUUUAUCUGGAGAUUUUAAUUCAAAGAGUACUGAUGUUGCUUAUAAAACAAUUGCAGAGUUAUUAAAAGAUUCAGCUACCGUAUCAUACGCUACUUACAAUGAUAAUUUACAUACUUAUUCUGGAUUUAGUGGUCCUCAAGGGGAUAAUAUUGAUUUUAUUUGGUCUCCAAACAAUACUAAUUCUGUUGGAGGUGUCACUGCUUAUUCACAUAUAAUUAUUGACAAUUUAUAUAAUGGAACUUCCAGAUUUAGUGAUUAUAGACCAGUUUUAGCACAUUAUGAAAUUAAAUAUUAA
This is a messenger RNA of Insectozyma verbasci, 912 nucleotides long. The record is from the annotation of a GenBank genome assembly. Lineage: Eukaryota; Fungi; Ascomycota; Pichiomycetes; Serinales; Debaryomycetaceae.